This is a messenger RNA of Soboliphyme baturini, 345 nucleotides long. The record is from the annotation of a GenBank genome assembly. NCBI's taxonomy places the organism in Eukaryota, Metazoa, Nematoda, Enoplea, Dioctophymatida, Soboliphymatidae.
AUGGCUGUUGAAGAGCACACUGUUCCGAUAGAACAUGAAUGGGAUACGGAAAUGUGGGACUGGCCGCUGCAGAACGACAGCGUGGUCAGGGUGAUUAACACGGCCGAAAAAUUCGAGGUCUCGUUGGACGUUCCGUUCUUCACGCCCAAGGAGAUCGAGGUGAAAGUGUUGGGCUCCGACCUGGUAAUUCACUGUGCUCAUGAUCGACGCUCCGACGACUUCGGCUCCAUUGUACGUGAGGUCCACCGCUGUUAUAAACUGCCGCCCGACAUCGAUCCCCUGACAAUAAAGUCACACUUGAAUCCGAAGGGCAUUCUCAGCAUCGUCGCAUCGAAGAAGAAGUGA